AUGAGCGUCGAUCCGAAAUGCAACGAUGCGAAGUAUGCGGCGAUUGCGAAUAAAUGCCGAAAACGCUGCCGCUCAUGUUGCCUUCAUCCUGAUUAUAACUGUGUCAAUGCUCCAGAUCCGGUGAUGGACUGUGAAUUUGCUGUGAAACAACACUUAUGCAAUACUACAAAUUAUCUCAUGAAAAUGAUCCUUGCUCAGGAUUGUCCAGCAUCCUGCGGCCUCUGCAACUGUAAGAAUUGUUGUCCAAAAAAAUCUCUAAUGGGAGCAAUGUUAUGCUGCAACCCAGACAACACGACUCCGGAAAUUCUUGUUGCAGAUCACUAG
Molecule: messenger RNA, 324 nt
Organism: Gongylonema pulchrum
Lineage: Eukaryota; Metazoa; Nematoda; Chromadorea; Rhabditida; Gongylonematidae
Source: the annotation of a GenBank genome assembly